Messenger RNA from Apis florea (little honeybee), 596 nucleotides. RefSeq names its product zinc finger protein 169-like. NCBI's taxonomy places the organism in Eukaryota, Metazoa, Arthropoda, Insecta, Hymenoptera, Apidae. The record is from RefSeq and is a predicted model, not a curated record.
AGAGAGAAAGAGAGAAAGAGAAUAUGUAUGAGAAAUAGUGUGAAUGAGGGGGAGGAAAUGGGCUAUUUAAAUAACACACUACGCAUCAUUGAAGAUGAAUUUUAAGGGUUCUUGCUCGAGAAACAGAUAUUCAUCACCGAAACCGUUUCCAUGCGACAAGUGCGAUAGGGCGUACAAGAACAAGAGCAGCCUGACACGCCACCAGAUCGUCGAGUGUGGCAAACUGCCUCAGUUCAUCUGCCGAACUUGCAACAAGGGAUUCAAGCAGAAGGGCAACUUUCAACGGCACAACUCGAAGAUACACGGCCAUAUUUUCCUUCUAGGAUCGUGAACGAUCACUGCAACAAUCCAACAAACAAACAAACAAACAAACCUCUCCUCCCCACCCUCUCCCCUCUCCCUUCUCCCUUCUCCCCUUAUCAUCGCUCAAGAAUCUAUCCACCUAUCUCUCUGUCCUCUCCAACUACUAGUUCUUCACCAUUUUUUCACUUCAGAGAAGAAGAGAAUAGAAUUUCCCUGCGAUACUCGUAUCACGUUAUUUCUUACGUGAGCGUAUAGCUUCGUGCAACAUUUAUCUAAUUAUUUUUUUUUAUUUU